This is a messenger RNA of Gymnodraco acuticeps, 1536 nucleotides long. It is a transcript of the gene wsb2, whose product is annotated as WD repeat and SOCS box containing 2. The record is from RefSeq and is a predicted model, not a curated record. The transcript is spliced from 9 exons. Lineage: Eukaryota; Metazoa; Chordata; Actinopteri; Perciformes; Bathydraconidae. Gene Ontology annotation, molecular function: protein binding. Bases 181 to 1449 code for a protein of 422 amino acids. Gene Ontology annotation, biological process: intracellular signal transduction.
GAUCGUUUAGUUUCCCACUCGCACAUUUUUCACAUAACAAACAGUGUAUCGCAGGAACAGACAAGUCGCAGCUCUGUCUCGGGACACAACACACCAUCCUGCCCGCGUGAAUGGACGGCUGGAGGCGAACACAGAGCAAGAUUCCAGGAAGUUAAAAGCGAAUAAUGUGAUAAAGAAACGAUGUGCUCCACGGGAACCAAUGCGGAGCUACAACAAACAUCGUCCGACCCGGCUCUGGUGCUGGAGCUGAAGACCAGGCGUCCUCCGUCUCUGGAGGGCCGAGCGGGCUGUGAGACCUGGAGCGUGGACUUCUCCCCGGACGGAGCCUGGUUCGCCUGGUCGAUGGGACACGGCAUCGUCUGGGUGGUCGCCUGGCCUCUCGACUCGGAAGACAAUCAGAAUGCAGAGAUCGAUCGUGGAGACAAGAGCUUCAGUUGUGGCCAUCCAGUGUGGGGCCUGGCCUUCGGACCCAGGCCUCCAAAAUCAUCAGCUGUGGCGCGCCAAGCUAAAACAGGGAAAACAUCAAAAGGGAGCAAAAGCCUGCUUCUGGCCACGGGUUUAGAGAACGGGGUGAUCAAAAUCUGGAAUGUGUUAACAGGUGAUGCUGUGUUUGAUCUCCAUGGCCACGAAGGUGUUGUGAGGGACCUGGUCUUCCCUCAGAAUGGGACGCUCACACUCAUAUCGUCCUCUCGGGACAAGACUUUGAGGAUUUGGGACCUGGCUCAGAAAGGUAAAACGGUGCAGGUGCUUUCUGGCCAUAAAGACUGGAUCAGUAGCUGCUGCGUGUCCUCAGACUGCAGCAUGAUCGCGUCUGUCGGCAGAUUUGACAGAAUGGUGUGUCUGUGGAGUCUGCGGUCAUACACCUUCAUCAGAAAGCUGACAGGAGGAAACUACAAGACCUUGUUCCUGCUGUCCUCCUGUGACUUCUCUCCUGAUGGAGCGGUGCUCGCCACCGCAGCCUUCAGCGGCUCGAGCUGGUGGAUCGACCUCUGGGACCCGUACACCGCAGAGAAACUGGCCACUCUGGUAGACUAUUUUAAUGAUAUCGGGCAAAACCAAAUCUCCUCAAUACAGUUCUCUCCCAAUGGUUUGCACUUGGCGAUGGUGACUGACGACAGAGCACUUCGGAUCUGGGAGCCCGGGCAGAGGGGCAUGGUGAUGCAGACGAAGUCCGACCGAGCCUCUAACGGACUCUGCUGCAAGUACCAUCCACAGGGGGGAGUGAUCGCAACAGGAACCAGAGACGGCCAUGUGAGGUUCUGGAGGGGGCCCAGGACGGUGCCCAGCCUUUGCCACCUGUGCCGAUCCAUCCUGCGCCAGUCUGUCUCCACACACCAGAUGGAGCCGCUCCCCCUCCCCAAGAGGAUCCUCCAAUACCUCACCUACAGAAACAUCCCAGAGCGCCUCAAGACCUGCUGCUCGUCCGACGAAGAGGACUGGGAAGGUUAAAUAGGAAAAUUAACACAAUGCAACAACUGACAUUUACAGCGAGAGAUUGUCAUGCAUAAUGAUUUAACAGAAAUAGUUUUGUUUACG